Trypanosoma brucei brucei TREU927 is the source of this 14829-nucleotide messenger RNA. RefSeq lists its product as hypothetical. The transcript has a single exon. Gene Ontology annotation, cellular component: nucleus; cytoplasm. Gene Ontology annotation, molecular function: cysteine-type deubiquitinase activity; K63-linked polyubiquitin modification-dependent protein binding. The coding region runs from base 1 to 14829 and encodes 4942 amino acids. The record is from RefSeq and is a predicted model, not a curated record. NCBI's taxonomy places the organism in Eukaryota, Euglenozoa, Kinetoplastea, Trypanosomatida, Trypanosomatidae. Gene Ontology annotation, biological process: protein deubiquitination involved in ubiquitin-dependent protein catabolic process.
AUGCGUAUCGAGGUGAAGUUCGCCAGACGGACGAUAGUUAUAUGUCUUGAUGACGGUCCUCCGCCACCGCUGCUGCGGGAUCUCAAACAGGAACUUUACACCCAAACAGGUGUACAACCAGCAAUGCAGAAACUCUUAGGGAAACCUAAGCUGAAUAACCCAGCCAACGACAGCGCAUCGCUUGAUAGCCUUGGUGUGGGAGACAUAACAAAACUCAUGCUUGUUGGUUCUACAGCUAAAGACAUUGUCGCUGCUAACUCUGCUUCAACCGCCGAGGAUAGGCGUCAAGAGGAGGUGCAUGGGCAAAUGCUGCACAAUGUUGUGCGUAACACAUGGUUGACUUGCUCCUUUUCGGGUUUCAUGGCGGAUCCGUAUGUGGGUGGUAAGGGACCGGACUUUGAACACGGCACGGUAGAGGCCGCGCUGUUACUGCUUGAUGUGGCGGUAACUCGCAUUAAUACACUUGGUGUUAACAGCAUGGCGAGUAAUGGGGCUGGUGACGGUAGCACUGGAGGUCCUGUGGGUCUUCAGCUGCUGCAGACGAUAGGCACUGAGGGACAAUCUGCGAUAUCACAUCCACUCCUGCGUCACCUAAACGCUCUGGAACGACAAGCCAUACAGAGAGCUCAUGGUGUGUUGCGCCGCUGCUUUCAUUUGACUGUGAUGGCGAAAAGCGCGGUGAACCCACCAGAGGUGGUUAAGGUAGUGGCAAAGGUAGUGUCUAUAGUUAACGGCCUAAGUGUCGGGGAAUGGGUGAUGUUGCCAGGUGGGUGGACGGGGAUGAAAUCCCAUACUGUCAUUUACCUCUUAAUCCAGCGUGAGUCAGCGGAGGAAUUUAAUGUCGUUGUAGUGAACCGCGCCGCGGAUGGAAGCGAAUAUCAUCCAUCGUGGCAGACACGAGAAAAAAUUGUGGCUUGUCCUUUCUUGCGUUUUGAUCAUGUGGCGGGGGCACGGCUGCUUGACCGUGCCUUCUGGUUGUUGUUACUUUCUCUUUGGAUGAGAAGCAACGCACCCGGUCCACGUUCGGAGUUUGUGCGGGCGGAGGUGUUUUAUGAUGUUCUACUUCCGUGGCUGGUGGAGCGCCCACCGACUAGAAGCAACCGCCAGAGCAGUACGGUCAGUAGUGGUUCACUGCGUUCCGCUACAGAGAUGAUUUUAAGAUCCUCUUCAAAUGAGGGCGUAGACGCAGCAGAGGCUGAGGGAAGCGGCAGCCAGACAACCCUUCCCAGCGCUGUUCAAAGCUACGGGGCCACUGUGGCACGCAAUUGCUCUGGAAGUAUUAAGGGAGCAGUCACGUCACUUUUAUAUCUUCUCGAGCAGUAUGGCAUGAAGGAGAGGGCUGUGCAAAAAUCUGUGAAGUAUGCACUAAAGUAUGAAUUUAUGAUGAGGGCGGCAGAGGAUUUGGCUGCCCUCGCCGACCGCUUUCUUAAGAGUGCUGGAAACUGGGAGGGUAGCGAUACCGGCGAAAGGCAAGGUCUAACGACCGAUAAGAAUUUCGAAUGUUCACGCGUUGAGCGGGCUUUGAAUGAGUUGCGUUCGGCUGGCGUAGGUCAUACGGUGUCACCUAUCAGCACCAAGGAAUUAUUCCGCACUGCACACGAGAAAAAUAUAAUAUUUACGAACGACAAGAACAUUAUUCUGAGCCAGGAACAUUUCUCAAACAAACCACUUCUUGUCUACUGCGGAGGGCUGCAGGACCCCGCCUCGGCCAGGUUUUCCACACUCCUCGCUGAAGCGGUCGAUCAGUUCCGCCUCUCCUCACCUCAGGUCGAGCUGUUGUUUCUCAGCUGUGAUGACACAAAAGAGAGGUACGAGCGGCACAUCGCCAUGUUUUCGUUCGCUCGUGCCGCUUACCCCUGCGAUGUGCUCGUGAGGAAAUUGUACGUAACAGAAGUUCCCAAAUUGUUGCUUUUUGGGCCGGAUGGUCGGCUGCUGCACCGGCGCGGUGUCGACGCACUCCGUGCCGAUCCGUCAGCAACGUUGUUUCCGCAUGGUGGCUUGUGGAACGGCGCGAUGCCGUUGACUGCAACAGACGUCGCUAUUCUGAAAAGCGGUGCUGCUGUGCUCGCUCACCACACACGGAAGCGGCUUGCCAUAACCAACAGCGCGAUUUCUGAGAGGGAUGGCUUCAUUCCAGUUGGUGAAGCCAGACGCGUGUUACGGAUUCUUUCUGCGGUGUGCACCAUGGUGGAGCUGAUUCCGAAGGAACCAAACAUAGCGGAGGGCUUUUUAAUACAGAACACGACAAAAAAUGAUGUACAUAAUAACAUGAUUGAGGGUGUUGCUACUCCCCAGACUCAGAAGGACGCUGCUCUGGUUGGCCAACUGUUCACUCUGUCAGAUAUUGUUGAAGGGAAUAAUAGUGGCGGUGGAGACAGCAGCGGCUGUGGUGGAAGUUGCGGUCGCCAUGAGUGCGGGGUGCCGAUGGAGGCGGUUGCAUUUCUUAACGGGAGCCUCUUGCCUGCAACAUCAACAGAGGCGUACAAAGGUCAGCCGCUCCGAACAGCCGUUCCCGAGGUGCAAAGCCUUACCGACCUGAGGCCCGUUACAAGUUGGGCGCAGCUCCAUUUCACGUUGAAGCGUGCGGAGGCCAUCAUUGACGCUUUAUGGUUGCGGGCACGCCACAGCGGUACCACCUCGCGCGUAGCGAUUCAAAUGCACAUUAUUGAGGUUAUUUCUUGGCUCUUUUUGUUUAUUAUACCACUUCCGCUACCUCGCGGUAUGGACGUGCGCAGCGUGCCCGAAGAAGAGAGGAGUACAGUUGCUGAGUUUUAUACAGUGGACGCCUUCCCAUCGGCACCAACAGGGGAUGGCUCCGGCGCGAACGGUGGUCGUGCAACAGAUGUGCAGGGUGGAUUGCAGGAGUCCAUCUAUUCGCUCAUGCUUUCGUUCACUAACGCCUGGCAGGCGGUUGAGGUGCCGACACGUGCUUUUGAUGCUGAGCGAGGCAUAACGGCAAUGGAAAUGCUUGUCGUAUAUGAUGCGGUUGCUCGGCACACCGCAAAUAGUGCCAGUAGUGUUAAUAGUAGAUUACUUGCUUCAAUGUUAAACUGCGACGGCGGUUACUAUCUUUCGACUUCCAUGGGGGGGCGGAGUCUUAGUUUUGCUCAGGUAAGCGCUUCCAUGGAGCUGGUUCGGCCGCAGAUGUUGAUUCGGCGGUCUGCCCUCCUGCGGUACAUAACGGAACAACAGCGAAGGUGCGCACAUGAAUUGUUUGACCUCCCUAUGACAGAUAAGUUAGAGGUGCGGAAAAACAGCGUCACAGUGGGGUUCCUUCGUAAGUUGCUUGACAACUGCGGAUAUCGUCUGGCGGAAACGAGUGGUCCGUCGAUGUUCACAGCUGCUGGUGGUAGCGGGGGAAGUGAGAUGGAACAGUUAAUGCAGUGGUUUUGUAGUGCACGGAGUCCGCUCGCGAGAGAUCAUCCAGAGUUUGGUCAGCUUCGGGACAUGGUGCUGCUUACCAAGUUCCUUGUCACUAUGGAGAUGCGCGACGCACAGUUGCUUAGACGCCGCCGUCAGCCCGACGGGGAUGGUGGUGGAAGGGGCGCGACGACGUGGCGGCUUACAUUUGAUGCGGACACGCCAGGAUCGCAAAUGAGUGCUGGUUGGCGUACGAAGCCAAUGCCACCGCACUGGGAGUGUAUGCUCGUGCGUGGUCGUGACAGUGACAUAGCAGAUAUUGUUGUGACUGGGUUCGGAGGUCGUGAACUUUUAUAUGGUGAGGGUUUGGUGCUCCAUUCCCCGAUUGACGUUGGCGUCAUGCUGGGGAUUGAAAGCGCAACGGAGGACGAUGUGUUACACGCGGUUGCUUCAAAGUUGCCCACAUUUGGAGGUGCGAUGAGCGCUGAAGAGUCCGAGGUUCUACUUUCAUGCCUCACCGCACCGUAUCUCAGACUACCACUCGUACUGAAUUUCUUUGCUUCACAAAGCCACCACACAUAUCUCUUUAAUGCGGCGGUGCAGAGCCUCUUUCGAGCGGCUCUUUUUGAACCUGGGGCAUUUACCACUCAGCAGCAGCAGAGCCAGUUAGAGCCAGAGCUUGUGCCGAUGCGACUGAACAGGAGGCAACGUGAGGAAAUUGAGCAAAGGCGACUCAUCGGAGACCUUUCGGCUGUGAACUAUGAAGCGUGCCUCGGCACGCCAUAUGGACUUCUAUUGAAUGAGUUGCAGCACAGCCCAGAUGCCGUGUUGGUUCCUUUGCACCGUAUUCUUGUGGGUAUAGAAGAUAUUGGACCAUCCUCUGUUUACAGCGCCAACGCUUCCUACGUGCUCUUCAUUGUUGGUGUUGUGUGCGAUGUGCUCGCGUUUUGCAACCUUGCGCGGGAAUUGCGGGAUCGAGAGCUUUCCGGCGACGGAGCGGCACCAGGGGCGGUGAGAGAUGUGCUCACAUCCUUCGUUACAACUGUGCUUCAGUUUCUUGUCGAAAUUGUUAGACCUAUGUUGUUACUGUGGUGCACGGAGGGUGAAGAGAAUGACGACACACCAACACAAUGCGUUGUUCACAGCUAUAUGGCCUCCAUACAUCGUGCUGCAUGGAAAUAUAUAGUGCCAACGACCUCAUCAAACUCACCGUUAUCACCGACGGCCCUUUCGUCAUCGAAUCACUUAACUUCCCUGCUACAGUCGUGUUGUUUCGUUCGAGCGCGGCACAGCUUUGGCCUGGGGAUGCAACGCACGCAGGUUGCGAUGCAGGAGGGUGACAAGCUGCUGACACCAAGGGAACAGUUGUUGCGUUUCCUGCAGGCACAGGGACUUGAUACGGCGGAUAUUUCACAUGAUGCACUUGAAGAGAGCCAGCGGCUUAUGUUGAGUGGGGGGCGUAGGCGAGCUGUUUUUGUGCAAAUCCGUAGCGCAUACCACAGGGACACCAUUCGAGUACCGAAUUUAUACCGCAGUGACGCACGCAAUACGACCGAGUCCAAGCAGCUAAAACUACCACCAGCAGAUGUGCCCGAGAAUGUUAUAUUCGGCUACUUGUUGGAGGACCACAAGGACGUGUUGCAUUUCUUUUCUUCUAUUGGUGCCGAACAGAUGUCAGUUGUGUUUAAACUCAUUGUUCACACUGUCCUUCGUGAUCAUACCCAGGGACGUGGUAGCCGGCGCAUGGAAGAGAAGAAAGUACGCAGUAACAAUUGCGAAAAUGCGGUUGGCACUGAAGGCAACGCGGAAGUAAGUGGGGGCAUUGCGCCAACACCAACGUUCCCUCGCCAUGGUACCAAAAAUGAAGUUGUGCCACAGCCGGUAAAUGAGGAUCAUGCGGAACUUUCCGCGGUUUCUGUGGUCCGUGGAGGCGAUGGCCACUUGGGUGAAUCAUGGAAACAGACUUCACCGGGUGUGUACCGCGGGCCAGUGUCAACAGGUCUUGUUUUUCAUGCCCAUACGUGCGAACUCUUUUGGCGGAAUGACGAGCUGAAGCCCGUGCCCGACAGUAUGUCACAUUUCAGUGACUUCAAGACCAUAAUUGGUAACGAUGUGCUGCAGUGCGGUCUCGUGAGCCGUAGUCGUAACUACCAUUGGGUGCACAUCGUAGGCACUCCUUUUGACGUGGUGGAAUGGACCCCACACGACCCACUCGAUCAGGGUGUAGGCGCGCCUCUGGUGCUUUCAGGCGAACUGCCUAAAGAACCCGUCACUUCUGCCAGUUUUGACGGUCUGAUGUUCAACCGCCCUGUUGAUGUUUAUGAUGAGGUGCCAUGGCUGAACCAGUCUGAGCGCUGGGCGGUGGAUCUUCUGCGUGCGGUCCUUCGGUAUAAGUAUUCUGCGAACGACAUGAAAUACUUUCCCGUUGCUCAAGCUGAGAGCCCAUCCGCGCCGCUCCAUCAAAAUAAUGACGGAAAGGAGGUCCGUAAGGGCAAGGGUGAUGGGGUCAGGGUCAUGCGCUUUAUUAUGAACGAUGGUCCCCAGUAUACAGAUGAAGAUAACCGCGCAACAUGGAAGGAAAUAGUCGCUUACCGCCUGCCGAGCCCACACCUGCAUGUAUUCAACCUUGUGCCCCAUGCGCGACGUGUAUACCGCUCACUGGUGUUUACAUCAAACCAGCGUUGGUGCCUUCACAGUUUGCCCCCAAUCACUGGGCCGCGGCCACACGAUCAAUUACAUUUGCUAGCGUUUCAAGCGGGCGAGUUGGACCGACGUGUGCAAUGCGAAGGUUCCAUUGAAAUUCAUCGCUAUAACAGCGAACUUGGCAUGCGCGAAAUGUACGUUCCGGCCCAGUUGCUACAAGGCGUCUUGCCCAGUGUUUUGCUCGAGGUGUUUCUUUUCUGGCAGGAUGAGGAGGAUAAUAUUCGCGGUUACUCCACAGCUGACGCCCAAGACUACUGGUUCAACUACACGUUGUUUGUACGGCUACGCAGCGGCAAGGGUGUGGGCGCAAAGGGUGGUAUCCUGCAUAACUUCCGCGGGGGUGAAUGGGAGUGCGUCGUUACCCGACGCAAUAACACCCAGAAGUACUGUGCGAAUGCCAGAAAGCGGCCGCGGAGCCGAAGCACAGCCGCAAGUGAAGUCGACGGAAAGCACCAGAAACAACUGUCGCCACAAUGGGAAAAUGAGGAAGAGGCAGGGACGGCUGCCGCGGAACAGCAUAUUACGGACGCACAGGUGUCACUAAUGCACAGCAGCCUGACGUUUCUCACAGCCACCGCCUGUCGAACUCUCCUCCAGCGGACAAAGGGCGACAUCCAUAGUGCUAUUUCAUAUGCUCUUGACCCUGCCAAUCAGGAUGACGUUAUGCUGCUUGUGAGCACGGAGCAACGUAAAGAAAGUGAAAGUGAGGGCGAUGAGGAAGAGACGGAACAGCCGUGUAUAUCAAAAGAACGCCGACAUCGGGGACAUAGCGGGAACAAUGCGGGGGAAGAGCUUACGCUCCUCAACCUCACGCAGAGUGCGAGGCUCUUCCCUCUUCUGCACCUGCUUACAAGACUAGAAGAUUGCUCCCACAUUUUGUUAUGGGGCCGCGUUAACUCGAAGGACGGCUCCUCUCGGCGUUGCCAACGGGGACGAGAGGACCGGCGGAGAUGCGAGGAGAAUGAGGAGGAGGGCAUUGACAAGUGUUCUGUGGCUGAUGUCGUGUUGAUUGAGCUCCCACGGCUGUGUAUAACAUUCUACCCUCACGUUGACACCGCCACUGGGAGCCUCCGUUUGCACCUUGCCGACCACCCUGGCUGGUACAUUGCAGAGGCGACAGAUUAUAUUAGUGGCGUGCAAAACUUCCUUCCACAGCUUCAGGAGCCAUUUCAGCAAUACGUGACUCUUUGUAACAGCACAGCUGGCUUUGCUCUAAUGGUACCAAACCACGACUUCACUCCAAUGGUAGUGAGUGACGACCCUUUCAACAAGCUACUUCUAUUCGAUCGCUCAUCGUUGCGGUGGAAGGAGCGUGUUGCGUCAACUUUCUACCUUUACACGGUUCACCCCUGCAGGAGUUUCCUUGUACCACCCAGUCUCGCCGCGUCGCUUUAUUAUGUCGUACUGCAGUGCGCUACAGGCCAUUACGCGGCUGCCAUGCGCACUUUGGAGUCGUGCUAUACUGACAGUACAUUCACAACUGAAGAGUGUUUUAUGUUUACACUUAUGGGCAGAACGCUGGACGAUCAGCAUCCCGAUGCCCAUGCGGUACGACUCAAGCUGGCUCAUGCUGUAUUGUACGGUCCACAGAAACCCCAAUGGCCGUUACACACCGAAGUUGCUGCAUAUCUUCAGAAGAAGCGGCAUGUCUCUCGUGCGUGUCAGCUCACACGGGAAGAGUUAAUCGAUUUGAUGCGCCGCUGCAACAGAUCCUUGCCAAUUGUGCACGCGCAGUUGCAACUGUGGGCAGCCCUAGAGAAAGAGGAAGAGAAACUGCGGUUAUCGAAUGACACCGACGCUGACACUAACGUUGUUCCCUCCCCAGAGACGGUUGUGCGCUUGGACACGCCUCUUAUGCAUCGCUGCGGGCAGCCAUGGGAGCGUUUGUUAUUAUAUCAGUGGACACACAUUUCUUCUCAGAGGCCUCGGCGUAUAACUUAUAAGGUCCUGGACGAGAAGGCACUAGAAGAUGAAGAGCUGGUAAAGUUCAUAUGGAAGGAUACCCUUCUUUCAGACGAGGAGAGUGGGGGCAACAGCAGACUGGGGUUUUAUUUCUUGUACUCCCUUAAACAAGGCGGAACCGCGCAGCCUAAACUUGCUGGUGAGGAUGUGCGUGUAACUUUAUGCCAACUACUGACUCGUUGGUUUCACCUACGGCACUCCCGUUGGGGACGGGAGGAGCAACAAGAUGGCGAAGCAGAGUCGCGUCCGUCGUGGUGUGGGGCUGUGCUACAGUUGAUGGACAUUCACCCUGAGGCGGGAUGGCCGGCGCCACCAAACUCCAGGCAUUUACUUCACCGCAUGAAUAAUGGUGUGAGCGUGGUCGAAACCAGAGAAGUGGAUGAAUCAGAGUCGGUUGUGGCGCUGAUGGACAGACCGUCACCGGAGCUCGUGGAGUUUUACCGCAAGGUAGAACAGGUAGCGUGUAAUUUGCAUGGGAACAGCCAGGUCGUACAGCAGCGGCGUGGGGACCUACUACUUAGCAUAGCAGUAACCUCGGCGAGAAGAGUUGCUCACGUUCACAUGAGAGACCACCUGCAACCUCGUAUCGUCCCCUCUAACACUGCUAUGGAAUGCCUUCAGGUUUCAUUUGGCUCUUUACUAUCAGCAGUGCCGAAUGUAUCACGUGACGAUGGGGUGGGUAAGGAUGCGGAGGAGGAGCAUGAUAAGUUGAUGAGUGCCGGCAACCCGUGGUAUCGACGGCUGACGGCUCUCUUUGGCGCCCCACUUAGUGAUAUGCCCUGCAGUGCCCAUUUAAUUUGUACCGAACAGCUGACGCACGAAGAUGACCCCGGCGACGGACGUUGUGGCGAUUGCUUACCCCAGCUUCCUUUCGAUCUUCGUAAGCUCCCACGGUGCAACACCCCUUUGGCAAAGAACAUGCUCGAUCGUCUUGAGGCCGAUGUUGGUAAUUUUGCAAUGAAGCAGCGCCAGUGCUUGUCAAGAACCCUAACUGCGUUCUCGCAGGAGAGACUAUACGCCAUUUUGCGCAGUCGCUCCACAAUCUUUGCUACCCGUCAAGUUUACGCGGAGGUGACUUGUGAGCUUCAACGGUGCAUUGAUGAGCUGUCCGCGUUGGCUGCUAGUGACGAAGCGCUCGUGCAUGAACUCACUGCUUCUAUACUACACUCCGCCAACGACGUGUGUAGAUCUGACUGUGCAGACGAGGAUGCACCUGGUGACGAAGAGGAUUUGCUCCGUGCGUGCGAUUACCAGCUACAGCGUAUAAAGGGUGACCAGUGCCCAGUCCCCUUAGAGUGGUUGCUCUGUUCGCUAUUAAGUACUGAAAUGGAUGCUGAUCUGCAAGCGGUCAACCCAUUUCAUGGCGGCACGAAACUGUUGCAGGCGCAGUUACUUCUCCUCACGGUGCUGACCAAUCGUUGUCAUAUUGCGCAACAAGCGAAGCAAGCGGUCAGACAAGUGGUGCUGUUCCUCGAACUCUGCGCGCUGCUCAGAGGCAUGGACGACGGGUGCAAGUAUGAGGCUUCAGCAACAAGGUCUUUCCCAGUAUCGCAUUGCGGUGAUGACAUGGGAGUGAUGGAGUGUCACGACGCUUCAAUAUCGUGGUUGCAGGAGUUGCUGCAACUUUUUUCUAUCGGGGUGGAUGUUGACAUGUUGUUUAAGGGUGAAGGUCAGUCCACAGAUGGCAACCUCCAGCUCAACAAAGGCAGCAACACCAGCAGUCACAAUGGUUUGUGUUGCCGCUGCCUGCCUGAAGAUUUGCUGCAGGUGCUAGAGAGCCGUCUGCAGCAUCUAUCGAAUGAAGUUAUCGAAGCGCUGACAGUGAGGCGCUACUGCACUGAUCUUUCGUGCGAUGGUUGUGGUGACUCCUCCACUGUUGUGACACUCGACCCGCGAUACCUAAUGUUUGAGUUCAUUCACAACAUUUUGCUUCGAGCACGACAGGUGGAGAUGGUGCGUUGGUUUGUACAGAACAUUAAUGCUGGGGUGUCACGGGUUCAGCAGAUGAUUAUGGGCCAAGGGAAAACCACAGUCGUUGGUCCCCUGCUUGCUCUGAUUCUUGCUGAUGGACAGCAGCUUGUCACGCAGGUUAUGCCAACGGCGCUGCUAGAGCAAACCAGCGUUAUUCUUCGACGGUGUUUUAGCGUAGUAAUACCUAAACAGAUUUACACUCUGAAGUUUGACCGCUCCUUCGAUGACAGUGAUAGCAGCCAAGUGAACUUGCUGAAGCAGAAGCUCACGGCAGCUACCCGAAAGCGAGGCAUUCUCAUUUCUGCUCCAGAGUGUGUCAAAUCGGUAUUUUUAAAGAUGAUUGAGCAACUCCACUUGGUUGAAUCUGUAAUGACAGAGUAUAUCGAUGCAGAAGAUGGGAAAGUGGCCGCGUGCGAUACGGCCGAUGAGCGUGUCGCCGUCCGAAAACAGGAGCUUAUGCACCGUACAAGACAACGUUCCUCCAUGGCUGAUGCUAUCGUUCCCAUCCUGCAGCUGUGGCAACGUGGGGUUCUUAUAAUGGAUGAGGUGGACGUUCUUCUUCACCCACUCCGGUCGGAACUUAACUUUCCCAUUGGUUUAAAGCACCCCAUUGAACUUAGUGGCCCACGCUGGGUUCUUCCCAUGCAUUUACUUGACGCCAUAUUUUUUUACCAGAGAAGACGUACAACGACUGCGGACGGAGACGCGCAUGGGGCCUUCGGGGACGGACACGUCAAGGCAACCGCCAUCAGGUUAGAGGGUCAUCCUGCAGGUGUAGGGGAGGACGUGCAAAAUGAAAUUCUUGGCCGCAUUUGUGAUGUUAUUGCUAUGGGUUAUGAGACUCGAGCACUGCAGAGGGAACCGCAUCUUGUGCUUCUUGAUAGUCUAUAUUACAAUGAUCAACUCCUUCCCGCGUUGCUCCCUUGGGCGCAACUGUGGUUAUACAGACAUUUUCAACUCGAGAAGCAUGCUUGUUUGCUGGGUCACGCUACGGGGCUCGCUGCGUCGUUAGGAUGGCGCCAGUUCUUGGAGAUUACAACAUUGUUUUUAAAGUUGAGGGAGCGACCUUCAAGGGACAGUUCAAUUGCAUGCGUCAUUAACUCCACAUUCAGCCCAUUGGGCAUACAACUACUUUGCCUCUCACACGACUGGCUUCAUCGUAUCAUGCCGCAUGUGCUCUCGAAGAUCGACCGUGUGGGCUUCGGUCUGCUCCAGGAGCGGGAAUUGGCGUUACUGUCAUCAGAAGCACGUGACCGAAUGCCGCUUAGCCGACGGACGAUGGCCGUGCCAUUCGUCGCCAAAGAUGUCCCAAGCCUUAGCUCCGAGUUUGCCCACCCCGACGUAGUGAUUGGAUUGACAGUAUUGGCAUAUCGUUACGAGGGCAUGCGCUUUGCUGACAUGAGGGAUUUGCUGUUGCAACUAAAACAGGACUUCGUCCGGCAGUCCGGGCCCGAGGAUCACCGGCCGGCGGCAAAACUGUAUACGCAAUGGUUGCGGCUCAGUCUGAGUUGCUCUGCUGAAACCGAGCCGACCUCACACGGGGGAGGAAUACUGCCUCGAGUAGUGCCGUCUGAAAUCACAACCAUGGGAACUACAUGUGUUGAAGCCACGAAUGAUCGAUCUGGUAUUCCCCUAUCUCAGCUUCAGGUAACAGAUGAGGUAGCACUUCAUGCAUUGUACCUGCGUUUACGACGUCUGCCGGAUGUGAUUCACUACUACCUUUCUUCACACAUAUUCCCGAGAACUAUGAGCUUUCAAGCGUUGAAGAUAAGUGCCUGUGGGCAUGAGCUUGGUUCCUCCAUGCUAUUCACCCGCCGCAUUGGUUUCAGCGGAACACCUAGCAACUUACUGCCGCUUGAUCUCGGUGAUUGUUUCUAUGAACCUGGGAGCGAUGGACGCGUGUUGUCUGUUUUAACAAAUCCCCAAGUGGUAACGGUAUUACCGUUGCAAUCAGAUUGGACACCACUUCGACUGCUCGACCAAAUUGCGUCUUCGCGGAGUCAGCCUUUCCAUGCACUUAUCGAUGCUGGAGCACUAAUAACGAACAUGGACAAUGAGACUGUUGCCCGUUACUUGCUUAGCCGACUGUCAGCUGAUCUUUUUGACGGUGUUGUUUUUCUGGAUGCAAAGGACCGCCAGAUGAUUUUACAACGCAGCAAUGGUUUGUUAGUUCCUGUGGCGCAGUCUGGCAUCGCGUUGAACCGCCGUUUUACAUUCUUCGACCAGGUUCAUACAACAGGAACGGAUAUUAAGCAAGCGGCAACCGCAACAGCAGUGCUAACAUUGGGAAAAGACCUUGUUUUCCGUGAUUAUGCACAAGGGGCGUACCGCAUGCGCGGUAUUGGGAGGGGACAACGCCUGUGCCUUUUCGUCAUUCCUGAGGUACUUACUCGUCUUAACAACUCACUUGGUUCUGUGCAGACGGGGGACUUACUUCUGGAUAUACCUGCGUGGCUGUUGUUGAACUCUGUGAGAAUGGAGGGACUUCAAUUUAUUAAGCUGACCACGCAAGAGAUUGCUAACGUGUGGAGGAAAAAGGCCCUGAAGUAUUUGGUCACAGACGCAAUUCACGCCGAUGCCCAUCCUGAUGCGCACACCGAGGCCGGUCGCUGCUACAGAUUCGACUCGCGAACCCGGAACCUACGCCCUCAAGAAUUUUUGUCCAGUGAUUCUGGUGCGUGUGGAGGUGUUUCGCUGCCUGAUGGCCCGUUGCUGCGCUCGUCUAUUCGCGAGUUCCGCGAACCUGUAGAUUUCCCGGUUGAUUCCACGGUUGACACGGCGGUUCCAUUUCUUCAGCGGUUGAAGCAACAAAUGAACGAGAGGCCACAGGAGCUUAUUCGCGCCGAAGCUGGCGUUCCUUCGGACGGCUGCGACCCGCAGCGGGUGCUUACGGAGCUGAUGGAACGGUUGGAAUUAUCACUUACUUUACGCGCUGACGGCGCAAAUGUGGCAGUGCAGGAUAUGGUCGGACAUCUGAUGAAUUUCGACUCAGAGGUUGUGCACGAGCAGGAGGCAGAGGAGGAGCAGGAACAGGAGGCGGAGCAGGAGGAGCAGCGCGUUUCCGUCGCCUCACGUGACGAUGAGUUUCAAAUACCGUGGCGGGUGCAGACGCUACAGGCGUAUGGUAAUCUCACAAACGAAGAACUUGGGAAUGUUGGUUCAAAACUGGUAGUUAAAGGUGGGUGUUUCUAUUCCAUGCAACGGUUUCGACUAAGACCUGAACAGCCGGCAAUUAUGGUGGAUUGGAAGGUACAACUAAGUGACAAUUACUUUCGUGAGGAGUGGCAUGGAGUUGGGGAGCGACGGUUGAAGAACGCCUUUUUGUUUUUAGAGUGGUCGCCAUCCGACACGGCGCAAUCUGAUGUUUCCACCGGCGCUGGUGGCUGUGAGUCUGGCGGCAGUACUCUUGUCCCACUGCAACGUGUUCACUGCGGACUUGUCACGCUAGCUGAGGGGGAAUCAUUGAGGUGGAUGAUGCACCACCCUUCACGACACUCCGGUAGCGUUCGUAUGGCGCUUCGUAUGGUAAGCAACGGAUGUUACAUGGACGCCUCUGCAGCCUUUGCUGAAGUUUUCCCAUAUUUAACAGCACAGCAGGAAGGGAAUCGAUGGGAGUUAUUGAAUGUUCCUCCGUCAGCUCCUCAUAUGAAUUCCCAACAGCGUUGUGUGGGAGUGCUUGAAACUCCAAGCGCAGAGAGGGAUGGGGCUGCGUUGCUUUAUCGUUUUUUCAACAACGACAUGUUUUUCUCUGUGGAAGAGCUGGCAGUGCUUGGGGUGAUGCUAAAAGAUGUGACGCAUGUGGACCGUCUUCGCUUCUUCACUGACUGUCUGCGAGCUCGCCGGAGGCAUCGUAAUCAUUGGGAUGACACACCGGUCGCCGUAUUGUUUGUUCCUCCGGGAGAACAGAUGAACGCACGGCUCCUUGCCAUUCUUUCCAUCAUGCAGGUUCGGUUUGAGGAGCUUCAAAGUAGGCUGUGCAACGUACCGCCACCUCCGCAGUUGGUUGAUCAGCUGCAAUCUUUUCAUACGCGUCUGAAUCGUCUCCACUUGGAACAUGUGGUCGAUCAUCACCAUCAUCGUGAGCGCGUGCAGCCGCGGGACACUGAGAACGUAUUAUCUGUUUCAGCUAUUGCACGUGUUCUUUUCGAUGUUUUUUCGGGGAUACUGAAACCUUACAACUUGAACGAUGUAUUACAAGCGCUGCAGUACUUUGUGCACAGGAAGGGGUCGACUGUGGUUCUAACUGAAAAGUUACACAACACCACCGUAGAUGCUGCUGCAGCUGAAUCGCCCUUCGUGCGUUGCGUAACGGAAGCAUUUCCUGUGCUGAAUUUGGAGUUUCUCGACCGGUGCCUUGUAGCUUUGUGUGCACACAACCCUGCCGUUGAGGGGCCGUGGCACUGCUCUGCCUGUACCCUCUUGAAUGAUCCUACCGUCAAGCGCUGUCUUGCCUGCAACACUGCUCGAGCCACCGACACUGCUGGCGCUACAGGAGGCAUCAGUAGCGAUGAUCCUCAUGGUAAUGAAAGUCAUGGUGGCGAGGCGGAAGAGUCGUGGGCCUGCCAACAGUGCACUUUCAUCAACGAGUCCCGCCGUUCGCCGCUGUGUGCCGUUUGUCUCGGUCCAAACCCCAAUCCGCUGCCGCAAUCGCAACCGGUGCACUCAUCGGGGGACUUCAUGGGGGCUGACGCGGGGAAUGUGCGUGGCUGUCCUGAGGGAUAUUGGGCCUGUUUGGUGGAACAGGGAGGCUGCAGUAAAUUUAAUCCUAACACCGUGUUUUACUGUCAGGUGUGUGACAAGGCGCGUCCUGGAUUGGCCACCCUCCGUUUCUAA